Adineta ricciae is the source of this 1164-nucleotide messenger RNA. The record is from the annotation of a GenBank genome assembly. Lineage: Eukaryota; Metazoa; Rotifera; Eurotatoria; Adinetida; Adinetidae.
AUGAAAUCUCUUGGAAACAGCGUAAAAAUUGUUGUUCUCCUCAUAUUGAUUGUCCAUUCGCAAGCCGAUGAUUCAAGUUGGUAUCAAACUUUUUUGAAUGAACAAGUUGCUCCAUCAUAUGCCAGUGCAUAUCAAACGUUGAGAAACAAAAUUAUCAAUCCCUUAUUGGCAUAUACGAAUAGCAACUCAACUACAAAUGGAACCGAUGCAGCAGAAAUUGUAUCAUUGGCACAAGGAGUGACAUGUGCAGCAAAGGAACUUUAUACAAGUCUGUCCAAUGCAUUGAAUGCAAGUGAACAACUUAACACUAUUGUCGAGAAUAAAACAUCGCAAGCCAUAUUAGAAGUCUCACAAAAAGAAAAUGAAAUUCGACAAGUCAACGAACAAUUAAGCACGAUUGAAGCUCGAUUGACUGAUGCACAAAAUGAUGUAAAUCAAGCCGAAAAUGAUGUGAAAAAUAAAGAAAAUGAAUUAGCUCAGAGUGAUGCACAUCUUGCCGAGGAGCUGCAAAAACUUGAAAAAGCACGAGUCUGUGGACUUAGAAAAAAACGAUUCUUAGGCAAGGUUUGGAGAGGAAUUGUUCGUGAUCCUUUGGACAACGUUCGGGACAAGAUCAUUAGUCCCAUUGUUAAGCCUGUCAUGCCCAUUCUCAGUCCUGUUCUUCGUGUUCCUUGCGCAGCACUUAAUUAUGGAGGUAUUAACAGUGCAAAAGAUCGUCGAGGAGCUGCUCAAGGUGCAGUGAAUGCAGCCAGAGAACAACUGGCUACUCGUCGACAAGAACUUGAGAGACNGCGUCCUAACCACAGGAUUCCGAUAGGCGGUUCUGAAUGUCGGAAUGAUCACGAUACUGCGGAAUUCUGGAGAAUCCGACACUUUCCAACAUCUGGAGCCGCUUGUCGGAAUCCUGUGGUUAGGUUUCCUGGAACUUCCGACGAAUUCCCCAUCGGAUCCGAUGGGCUGAGUUUGACCUGGGCUAUGCUGUACUUUCCUCGUCCUUAUAUAGUUCUCGGUCCAUACAGCAUCACGCUACAGAAAAAUACGAAACUCUUUGAAAUAAUAUCUGCAAUGAUUUAUCGCUACACUCGGUGUGAAGCUCAAAGGCCAACAUCCAGACCCAAAGAUCGACAUCUAAUUACAAGCAGAAAGAAAGAAAACAAACGAUAG